AUGCUCGAAACCAUCCCCCUCGAGCACAUUCCCAGCACGCACACGGUGCAUGCGGCGCUCUUUCGCAAUGUCGCCAACGCCGAGUUCCUGCAGUCGCAGCUGCUGGGCCGGAACCCAGACUUUGAGUAUGCCUUUAUCGACGCCACCACCGUGGCCUCGCGCUUCCACCUGCUGUCCGCCGUUUACAAGGCCGUCACCAUUGAGAUCUCGGGCAGUAUGCGGACGCCCAAUGUGCACUCCGAGAUUGUGUGCUCACUGAGUUCAAAUAACAAUAUCUCCGAAGCAUACAGGAGGUUUGGUAUUCAACCCUCGACAAAAGAUGUCGUGGUAGUCAAGGUCCUCAUUUCUAGGGAGGACAGCCCAAAUACCAUUACGGCAGAAGAUGUCCAAAAGCAUCUUGCAGAACAUGUGCAAGGAGAGAGUGUGCCGAUCAGCGAUGAGGAACUCGCCAAGUCGACAGACUGGCCAAAGCUGCGCAAGUACCACAAACUCAAUGGCGUAAACUAUGUCGAUGGUAUCAAGGACGCAGAGGCCAAGAGGAAGGAGCUCGAGUUGCUGGUGGUCUCGUCCAUGGCUCUACGCGGAUUGUAG
Molecule: messenger RNA, 591 nt
Organism: Pestalotiopsis fici W106-1
Lineage: Eukaryota; Fungi; Ascomycota; Sordariomycetes; Amphisphaeriales; Sporocadaceae
Exons: 2
Coding region: 1-591 (196 amino acids)
Biological process (GO): tRNA threonylcarbamoyladenosine modification; telomere maintenance via recombination
Cellular component (GO): nucleus; cytosol; EKC/KEOPS complex
Source: RefSeq, a predicted model, not a curated record